AUGCCCUGGAGCUGGCCGCGCUGGCUCAAGAGUGCCGAUACAAGACGCCGCCUUGAGCUUUUCCCGGGCAUAUCUAUGGAAGCUGGCCAGCACCUCCAAGAAAUCAUCUGCCAGUUAGACGAUAACGAUUUCCGCCCUCCAGUGGUCAAGUCCCGUGAUGUUUCGCCUUCUGAUCGCUCGAUCUCCAUUUAUGUCACCGAUGAGAGUCGUUCCGAACACUUCGAUGACGUGACGGAAAUGCCGAAUUUCUACGAUAUAUCAGUUUCAAUUUCGGACUCGACGGUUCUAGACUAUUAUCGAAUAAUGCAUUUUCCAGCACAGUCCAGGUAUUGGAUUGCAGUAUCACGAGAUGCACCGCCACCUGGAAGGCCUUCCCCUGACGGCGUAAUCGCCGACAGCCACUUCAUAGUAGACCAGAACUCUCAAGUCGGGCCAGAUUUCAUCCUGUACAUCAUUUUGAAAGGCUACUAUAUCGGCAGCGACGUGCAGGCAAUGCACCACCUAAGUACUGGCUGGACCGGCUUGCCUCGACCCUGGAAAGUUUUGACUCAAUUGCUGACCAAGACUGUCAAGAUCGAGACUUUGAGUGACAGGGGUUUUUCCAGCCAACAAGCUGGUCAGGAUCCUGCAGGCGCCUUACGACCAAUUGAGACAUGUCACUUCACAGCGACCUACAGGCAGCUGAGAUCCCGUAAUAGCCCAAGCUUACACUCAACUCCUCUACCUGCCGUGGCUGACACCUCUUACGCACGUAAUCGUAUUCCCGGUUUUACCUACCGUCCCCAGUCUAUUUCAAGAUUAUUCUCGUCGCUUAUUGAAGCCCCUAGUACCUCUCCCCCCCGAUACUCCAUCAUCCCUUAUUUCACCAGGUCUUGUAUAGGAUAUAACUGUCUCACUCCCUGCCUUCAUCGACUUUCUGAAUCACCUCUCGUACUUCCUCACCUCUUUCGUCCAUGCGUUCUCGAGUACAAGCCCGCUACCAGUCGCUUCCAGUGCAAUACUACCCGUGCAAUUCACUUCAACCAGUCCAUAUCCUCAGCUGCUCACACCCGAAUCCACACCGGCGUGAAGGCUUGUCGGUGCAGCUACUCUGACUGCGGUGGACGAUACUCUGACGUCCCUCCCGCAAUAGCUGCCGAUUUAGACGCAACGACCACAGGGACAGUCACCGUCGCAGUCGUCACCAGCGCGGCUGAGCACAACCCCAACCCCAGCAGGACUCUAGAGGAUCGCGCGUCCGAAUUCGAGAUUAGCGAAACAUCUUAUACUCCUGAUCACAUCAUGUCUUCUCACGCUCGCAUCGGCAAGCGCGUCAAUGUCGGCGAGAAGUUCUAUAGUUGCGACGACCCUAAGUGCGGGGGCAAAUCUUUUCGCCAUAGUAACUUACACCACCAUAUGAGGAGAAAGCACAACGACGACGAGCGACCCUUGAAAUGCAGCGUCGAUGGCUGUCAAUUUAGCUUACAAAGCGAGAGAGGAAGCUUCAUCAACACCGUUGGGAAGCCCUCCGAUUCUGACCAGCAGAUGCCUCAGUACGCUCCUCUCCUUCUGUUCAACUUCAUCCCAAAGCCGUUGCACGCAAUAACACGCUCUAGAGUUCUCGACCAGCAGCGAGGACGAGUUCGUCAGGCCCGCAAGAACCGUCACAGUCUCAGGCAAAAGCGAGCAAACGGCUGCUCCUGCGAUCCUCCUUACACCCGCAUUCCGAUAAAGAAAGGCGUCAUACCUUCCGCUAAGAACUUACCUGAUUUAUCUCCGCCGCAAGGCAUGAUAUCAGGACCUACAAACACGCCUCCGUUACGCUCGCCUCUAGCCACUAGCUCCGCUCACCACAUACUGUGCGAUUCCCCGUCAGCUAUGUCGGAAUGGAGCCAGCCGCCCGAUGCUCAGCUGGAAAGGUACGAACCGGUGGCUGCUCCUAGAGUCCCUAAUCGAUCUGGCGUCCCCGUCUUUGGCUCCUCGUCGGCUAGUUUGCUCGCAGAGAGUCCCACAAAAAAGGGCGAGCUCUGUCGUAUUUGGAUUCAUGGCAAUGAUUUAAGCGAAAACAAUGAAAUCUUACUUCAAGUUAAAACGUUCGCGUGCUUCGCAAGAUACAAUGGAAAUGGAGAACUGGAAGUCUUUGACGCUGGGACUUUCAUGGUUGUUCAAUCCACGAAUGGACGUAUAGAGGUAGGGGCGAGAGAGCUAAGUGCGGCAUCAUACGCUAUAUCAGAGUGUCUUCUCCACGCGGACAUGACCUCAACCGCAAUGGGCUCCUUGCUCGAAGGGCGUCUAGUUUUCAGAUCUAUGAAGGGUCUUACGAUGAGCAAUAUGCCAAAGAAACUGGUGCAUUGCGAGCAUGGUCUAGUUGAAGUGGAGGCUUAUGUUGACAGUUUGCUAUGGCAUGAGGGAUGUUUUGAGGGUUUGGAGAAGAGCGCAGGCAGCUGUCAAAAUGCUGGGCGAGAUCUUGUCUACUUUGACGCGUCUUCUGCUGAGAAGAUGGAAUACACUCCUUCUCUUUCAACAGCCUGCAAGUUCCUGAGAUAUACCCUCCCUAGCUUUUUGUAG
Messenger RNA from Beauveria bassiana ARSEF 2860, 2547 nucleotides. RefSeq lists its product as uncharacterized. Lineage: Eukaryota; Fungi; Ascomycota; Sordariomycetes; Hypocreales; Cordycipitaceae. The transcript is spliced from 13 exons. The record is from RefSeq and is a predicted model, not a curated record. Bases 1 to 2547 code for a protein of 848 amino acids.